Penicillium vulpinum is the source of this 1305-nucleotide messenger RNA. RefSeq lists its product as uncharacterized. The transcript has a single exon. Lineage: Eukaryota; Fungi; Ascomycota; Eurotiomycetes; Eurotiales; Aspergillaceae. The coding region runs from base 1 to 1305 and encodes 434 amino acids. The record is from RefSeq and is a predicted model, not a curated record.
AUGACAAGGUUACGGCCAUCCGUUCUGCUGCUCCUGACUCUGAUGGCCAGCAUCAGAUCAGGACAAGCACAUAGCUCUUUCGAUCUUUUCUCUCGAAGCUCAGACACGUGCCCCUCCUCAUACACUCGCUGCGGCACUACCCCGAAUGAUUUCUGCUGUCCUUCAGACUCCACGUGCAUCAGUUUAGACCAGGGCAGCUCCUCCAUCUGUUGUCCCGCCGGCGAAGACUGUAACUACAUCUCGCCGAUUACAUGUGAUAUACAGCAGCAGAAUGUCACCCUCUACCCCGAAAGUGUCAUCAAGACAAGCCGUCUGGAUGACAGCCUUCCCAAAUGCGGCGAUGCGUGCUGCCCAUUUGGCUACACCUGCCAAAACAACACUUGUUCCCUGAACCAAAAGACCUCCGUAACGGCAACAAAAUCUGUAUCCAGCUCCUCUACCAACACAGCAACAACAUCUGUGUUCAGCUCCCCUACCAAGACAGCAACAGCAACAGCAUCUGUAUCCAUCUCCUCUACAAACACGGCGUCGUCAUCGACAGCGGCUACAAGCUCAGCAACCCCAAAGGCAACCAUCACACCCGUGCCAUCUCCCACACCCGAAAAUUCCGUAAACUCGACGGCAUGCACAGAAAUAUCAAACGCAUGUCCCUCCUUCCCACCUGGAGCUAUAGCAGCAGGCUUCUUCCCAGGUGCCAUCCUCGGUGCUGUCGCCGCUCUCUUAAUAUCUCUCUGUUUCCGACGUGCUCGAAAGGAAAAGGACGAAUGUGAUAUACAAGAAGGCAAAUCCGGGCCUAACUGGUCCCAACGCUCUUUGUCCGGAUCAAGACUGUGCAUAUCAAACCCCAUACCCCAAGACGAUACCUCCUACCGCACAGACUUCCUCCGAAGCCCACCGCGUGUCAAGCGCUCUUCUACAGGAGGACGCUCCACUCGCACAAUGAUCUAUCGCACCGGCAGCAGAGUGCGGAGUCUAUUCUCCGGUUAUCCAAGAGGAAACCCUGAACUAGACAAGGAUGUGCCGCCUGUCCCUAUGCCAAUCCCUAUGCCCCCGGCUCCGUUUACUCCGCCACGGCAGCGCCAGCCGAGUACAGAAAGCAUCAAGAUAUAUUCACCGCCUGAGUCGUCGUUUUCUCAGUCUCGCACUUUUCUCGAGCCUGAGCCGUAUCAGGGUUCUGCCGUUAGGCCGGACACUACUUUUAGUGGCCUGAUUCGCGUUGUUAAUCCUCAUGAUGGGAAGGGGAAUGCACCUUAUCCGACACAUGAUGAUUCUCGGGAAAAUCCGUUCCGGGAUCCUGAGCGUUGA